CAAAGAAGUGAGGUUAGGUUGUUUCGGAAUCUAAAAAUAAGUCUGCGUCAGUGGGCAUUUUAUCAGUUUUCUCAGUGAAAUCUGUGAAUAAAAAUGCAAUAUUGAGUGCUAUCAGUGAGAAUAAGUGUUUGUGAGUGUCUAAGAAAGCAUACAGCAUGACGUCAAAGCCAAAUACGCCCAAUUAUGCCCGUGAAAGUAUCACAUCGGCAUGGCACACCCUCAAGUCGCUGAACUUCUCCCAAGGACGCGAGAUCAAGGGCACAAUUUACAAUAUUGGGGCCGUGGCGGGGGUGUCCACCGUCGUGGCAUUUGUCUUUGUUCUCCUGCCCUUCCUCAAGCCACUGCUCUGGGCCCUGUUGAUCGGUGCAGUUGUCUAUCCGUUCAAGCGAAAGAUGUCCUUCUCAAUCAAGAAUUGGUUCGAUGGCCUGGAGCGAACUGAUGGGAAUCUCUUUCUAAACAUUGCUAUAGCCCCUGUUCACAGUCUAGAAUCCCUAGGGCAAUUCCUGGGCAAUUUCCUGCGGAACCAUAAGCAUUUGAUUCUGAUUGGGAUUGGAGGGCUUGCCGUUACCAGGUUCACUGUUGAAUACGCUCCCAGGAGAUUGUUCUGCCUCAUGUGGAGAGGAAUUGUGCUCAGCCACACUUAUGUUACGAAUAUUCUUGGGCAGUUGAGUGCGCAUUUGGUGGUGACUUUCCUCGUGGCUUACAUUACAACCGUCGUGCUCUUUUGGAAGCCCGCAAAUCACACGAAAUUCAUGAUGUUCGGUCAGUCCCUCUGGCUCCUCCUUGUAGCGUACGUCUGCAGUUUCUUAGGCCCCCUCCAAGUGCCCGUCUUCAUGGCCCUCCUUCUCUACGGCCUCGCUGGAGUUGUCUACACUUAUCGCGAGCAAUUUGAAAAAUCUUCCGGAGACGACGCAAAUGUCAGCAUUACCGAACGCCUCAGGCGAUUUGUGGAUGUUCCCAGGAGUCCUAAGCCAACAAAAGAAGUUCUCAACACGAGCACUUCCAAGACCCAACUCGAUGCUCCUCCAGCAGAUGGUCCAGCAGACGCCGAACCCGGUGGAUCCGGUGAGAGUGAUUUGUACUUCAAGUUUCUCUUUUUCGCCUGCGGAGGCACAAUUAUUUUCCGGAACAUGUGGCUCUUGGUAUUUUCCGCUGUGCCCAUUUUUAUGCACUUCUCCAAGGAGGCCUUGGCAUCUACCGGAAGUCUGGCUUACGUGAGCGAGAAGGCCAUUCGUAUACAAACAGCCAUAGAGAAUUGGAUCUCUGAGCGAUACACAGCAAUCUUCCCAAUAUGCCUCCCAGGAAUAAUUCAGAUCAAUCGAAAGGUCCAUCGAUGCCUCAGGGACAGUCUCAAGUCUUCUGUGGACACAAUGUCUUCAAUUGCCGUAAUUGUGCUAAUGCUGGUUGUUGUAAUUUCCGCUGGAGUUUUUCUGGCUGUUCAGAUCUACUCGGAGGGAAUUGCCGUGGCACAGCUUGGGCACGAGGUGAUCCAGAAGGCCUUCAUUCACAGACCAGAACUCAAGGAUAUGUUCCCCGAGAGCACCUUUGACAACAUCAUUGACAAUGCCCAUGAGUACGGCAGGAAGACCAUCGAGACGUACAUCGAUGACAUCCUAAAGGACACAGAUAAACAGCAGGCCAUCAAGCUGAAGGAGCAAGUUCUAACAACAUGGGACAGACUGGUGCAGAAUGUCUUGGAGAGAAAUGGAGAUGAUACAAUUGGACCGAGAAUGGGCUUUGGGAUAAGGGAAUCCUUCGAUGAGAUCGUAGACAAUCCAAUUGCAAAAGAAGGGAUAAUAGCCUGGGCCAAGAGCAAUGUGGGAAUGCUGAGGGAUGUCAUGGAUUCCCUUUGGAUCAUUCUGCAGAAGAAUAUGUAUCUCCUGGGAACUGUCUUUGGGUCAAUCUUCUCGGUUCUGCUCGGAGGUGGACACGCUGUUGUGACCUUCGUCGUCGAUACGAUCGUCUUCUUCACAGCUCUUUUCUACCUUUUGUGCAGUAGCGAAGAUAGAUACUCUCCCCUUGUCUUUGUGACAUCCCUGGGCUUUAAAUCUGGCCCACGGAUUGCCGAAGCGAUUGAAGGAUCAAUUGCCGGAGUGAUUACAGCUACGGCUAAAAUUGCUCUGUUUCAUGGACUCUUUACGUGGCUGACUCAUACGAUUUUCAGUGUGAAUGUAGUCUAUUUACCGGCUGUUUUAGCCACAGUCCUGGCCGCAGCACCUUUCCUGGGUACUUACUGGUGCGCUGUUCCGGCAUUCUUCGAUCUGUGGCUGGCACAGGAUAGAUUCUGGAUUGCUGUGGUGCUCCUGGCGCUGCAUUUCUUCAUCCCUUCGACUGUUGAUGCAGCUGUUUAUGCGGACAUCAAGAGUUCAGGGCAUCCGUAUCUCACGGGUUUAUCUAUUGCUGGAGGACUUUACUGGAUGGGUCUGCAGGGGGCUAUUCUUGGGCCACUGCUACUCUGCCUUCUCGUGAUGAUCUUUGAUCUCACGGUGUCGGCUAUCAACAAGGAAUCUCCAAUAACGAAUUCAGUGUCCAGUUCCAAAUGAAACCAACAUAAUUUUGUGCUUGACGAUUUUAUUCGUGCUCUCAAUGCGACUAACUCGAGAACAUCCAUUUAGAAAGUGAUAUAAAAAAUAAUAAAACUGGAAAAUUUGAAGUUGAUCCAUCAGCAAUUACCAUGGAAAUUCAGGAUGUUUGUUAAUUCUGCAAAAAAUACACAAGACAAAGAAAUCUCAGUAAAUAAAAAAAACUGCCAGGGAGUUGAGAAAUAAAAGCCCAGACUGACCCUUUGAAGAAAGAAAAAUCGCAAACUCGAAUAUUUUCAUUGAGUCCAGCCAGGAGAUCCAUGUCCUCAUCAACGAGCGUAAAGUCAAAUAAUUCAAUGUUCUGCCUCAAGCGCGACUCAUUGGUACUCUUGGGGAUGACCACAAGACCUCUCUGGACGUUGUACUUGAGGAGAAUCUGUGCAGGAGUCUUCCCGUACUUACUGGCCAUUUUUAUAACUUCGGGAUUCUCAAUUAGAUCCGGAAUGUCGCGUCUGCAAUUUGCAAAGGAAAAAAAAUAGUCUCUAACAUGAAAUAUCUGCAUGAACAUAUUUACAUAAUGCUUUAAUUUUUUGUGAAUACACUUUUGUGAAUUUAUAAGAUUGUUAAAUAUAUAGCUGUUUGUAAUUUAACGUGUAGAUUGAAUAGUUUUUUUUAAUUAAUCGAACUUGAAGAUACUCCCUCAUGAAUUUGUUCUUGGCCUCAAAUCUGUGAUUAAAUUAAAAAUAGAAUGAUUUGGAUUUUCAAAGAUUACAAUUUUUUGUGAAUUGGUUAUCUCAAUCAAAGAUAUUUGAAUAUUUUAUAUUGAUUCUCUUGUAUUUUUCAUUAAUAAAUUUAUUUUUCAAAUA
This is a messenger RNA of Phlebotomus papatasi, 3388 nucleotides long. Its product is annotated as transmembrane protein 245. The record is from RefSeq and is a predicted model, not a curated record. Bases 156 to 2543 code for a protein of 795 amino acids. The transcript has 2 exons. NCBI's taxonomy places the organism in Eukaryota, Metazoa, Arthropoda, Insecta, Diptera, Psychodidae.